UAAGAACAGGCAUACACAUGUAAUCUAUUUUGUAAGCCAACAAAAUGUUUCGCAAGAUUGUGAAAAACAAUUUGUCGUCUCGGUUGAAAGAGCAACUGCGUCUGGUCCAAGCAGUAUCCAAAGAGGCGCCCAAACAGACGGAAAAGUCCAGAAAGUUGGGUCCAGAAAGGCCUCCCAUUUCACAGACUCCCAAGGGUUACAAACCCAAUUGCAAGAGCAAGUUUGGACCCUUGGAUGACUGCGAUCGGAUCUUCCAGAAUCUGUAUGGUCGCCACGAUUGGCGGUUGCAGGGAGCCUGUGAACGGGGGGAUUGGCAUCGCACCGGGGAUCUCCUGAAGCAGGGUCCCGAAUGGAUUAUGGAACAGGUGAGCAAGAGUGGAUUGCGAGGACGUGGAGGAGCGGGUUUCUACGCGGGACUCAAGUGGGAGUUCCUGCGCAAGACCAAGUCCGAAAAGAUACCCAAGGUUGUUAUCGUGAAUUGCGCGGAGGGAGAGCCGGGAACCUGCAAGGAUCGAGAGAUCCUGCGCCACGAGCCCCACAAACUGAUCGAGGGCAUGCUCCUGGUGGGCGUGGCCAUGGGAUGCGGCAGGGCCAUUGUAUAUGUUCGGAAUCGAUUCUACAACGAGGCCUGCAACCUGCACUUUGCCCUGGCCGAGGCCUAUCAUCAUGGCCUGUUGGGGGAUAAUGUCUGCGGAACGGGCAUCAAAUUCGAUGUGAUGGUCCAGCGGGGAGAUCGGUAUCUAUGCGGCGAGGAGACGGCCAUGAUUAACUGUUUGAUGGGUGAGCUAGGCAGACCACGACGUCGUCCGCCCUUUCUCACCGAGAAGGGUUACUUCAAUCAUCCCUGUCUGGUGAUCAAUGCCGAGUCCAUUGCCGUGGUGCCCACCAUCUUGCGAAGAGGUGCCGAAUGGUGGGCAGGAUUGGGUCGGAGUUACAAUACGGGCACCAAGCUCUUUUGCCUCAGCGGUCAGGUGAAUAAUCCCUGCACCGUGGAGGAGGAGAUGUCCAUUCCGCUCAGGGAUCUCAUUGAACGACAUGCCGGUGGAGUGAAGGGAGGUUGGGAUAAUCUGGCGGCUGUCUUUCCAGGCGGUCUGUCCACACCUCUGCUGGAUCCACCAACUGCCGGGGAGGUUCUCAUGGACUUCGACUGCCUGGUCUCAGCGGGCAGUGGCUUGGGAUGUGGAGCAGUUAUUGUGAUGACCAAGGACAUUGAUCCGCUGGCCGUGAUGCUGCGCUCCAUUGAGUUCUUCGAGAAGCACACCUGCAAGCAGUGCACCUAUUGUCGGGAUGGAGCCAUCUGGCUACCGGAGAUGUUCGCCCGAUUCGUCAAGGGUCAGACACAUCCCCACGAGGUCGAUUGGACACUGGCCAUUGCGGACAAGAUCCGGAAUAGCAAACCCAUCUGCGCACUGGCCUACAGCCAAGUAAGCGUGGCCGAGAGUUUGGUGCGAUUGUUUGGACAGCAAAUCGAGGAGCGCAUCCUAAAGUUUGCAAAGGGAUCUUGA
Drosophila takahashii is the source of this 1505-nucleotide messenger RNA. RefSeq names its product NADH dehydrogenase (ubiquinone) 51 kDa subunit-like 2 (gene ND-51L2). Gene Ontology annotation, molecular function: 4 iron, 4 sulfur cluster binding. Lineage: Eukaryota; Metazoa; Arthropoda; Insecta; Diptera; Drosophilidae. The record is from RefSeq and is a predicted model, not a curated record. Gene Ontology annotation, biological process: mitochondrial electron transport, NADH to ubiquinone.